CGCCACUGCAAGGCAGAGCUCCGACCUGUGAAGUCUGAACUCGGGGCAAAUCGCGGGGAAGUAGUUUGUCACGGUCAGCCACGUGUCGUUUUUUUGUUGACGUUUGGCGUCGUGCACCUGGAACGCCUUUACGUCGGACGUCGGACCUUUUAACUUAAACCCGACCUCCAACAUUGAACGGAACGCAGCAUUAGCGCGUACUCAAACUGUCCAUGUUUUUAUUCUGAAAAGUCGAACCGGAAACGGUUUUGCGGCGCGGUGUCCUGGGUCUUCCUGGGUCAUAAACUAACCACCGUGGAACCACGUUUUGGGGCAUUUAAUCAUGUCUCGGUUUAAAAGAGGGGGUAAAACGGAUUCGUUGUCCGGGUUCAGGGCGGACACACAGCCCACAGUUCCGGCCGGGCUGCUGAAGGCGGCGAGGAAGAGCGGUCAGCUCAACCUGACGGGACGCGGGCUGACAGAGGUCCCUCAGAAUGUGUAUCGUCUGAACAUUGACACACCAGAAGAAGCUAAUCAGAAUCUGUCGUUUGGAGGAUCCGAUCGCUGGUGGGAACAAACUGACCUUGUUAAACUGCUGCUGGCAUCCAAUCAGCUGACAACACUUUCUGAAGACAUCAGACUACUGCCUGGACUCACUACACUUGAUCUUCAUGACAACCAACUGAGCACUUUACCCAGUUCUCUGGAAGAACUGAAGCAGCUACAGCAACUACGACUCAGUCACAACCAGCUGAGUGUGUUACCUGUGGAAGUGUGCAGCCUGAAGAACCUUCACACUCUGACGCUCCAGAAGAACCUUCUUGAAACACUGCCUGAAGAGCUGGGACAACUGGACAAUCUGACAGAGCUGGACUUGUCCAAUAACUGUCUGGUGACCAUUCCCUCCACCCUGGGGCAUCUAAUUUGUCUGCAGAGACUGGACCUAUCUCACAACCGGCUCACUUCUCUCCCUGACAGUCUAGCACAGCUGGCCAGUGUGAAGCAGCUUGACUGCAGCAACAACCAGUUAAAUGAUAUGCCAGCUAGCCUCUCACAGAUGUCAAGUCUGGAGCAGCUCUUCCUCAGACACAACAAGCUCUGCCACCUCCCAAAACUCCAAGCCCCAAACCUAAAGGAGCUAUAUGUUGGUAACAACCAAAUCGAGGGGUUGGAAGAGGAGCAGUUGGCAAGUCUGGUGGCGAUUUCUCUUCUGGAACUGCGAGACAACAAGAUUAAAAUACUUCCUGACCGGAUCACUCUACUGAGCACACUCACACGCAUUGACCUCACCAACAACGACAUCGCCAUUCUUCCAGCUUCUUUAAGCUUGCUACCAAAUCUGAAGACGUUAAUGUUGGAGGGGAACCCACUAAGAGGAAUCAGAAGAGAUCUGCUUACUAAGAGCACAAGUGAGCUGCUGAAGUACCUCCGAGGCAGGAUCAGAGAAGAGCCAGGCAAAGUAGAUGAGGUUCCCACGGCCAUGACUCUACCCAGCCAGGCCAGAGUGAACACACACAACAUCGGUGUUCUCAAGAGACUUGACUACAGUGAGAAACAAGCGCAGGAUGUUCCAGAUGAGUUGUUUGAUGCUGCAGCAGGAGAAGCCAUUACCACCAUCAACUUCAGCAAGAACCAGCUGGCCACCCUACCCAGCAGCUCCGGCCAGGGCCGUGGUCCCUGGGCCCACAGGAUGCAGCAGACCAAGCUCUCCCAGCCAUCAAACGAAGACAAACUUAGACGCAGACAUGGACAAAGAUGCUGCAUGGACGAUACUGGACUUGUCAUGUUUCAGUCUUCAGUGUCGGAGUUGAAUCUUGGUUUUAACAGACUGACCUGCUGUUCUCCUGAAAUCUGCAUGUUACUGCAACUAACACACCUAGACUUCAGGAACAACAAGCUGGAUGAGCUGCCAUCUGACAUGAAGAACCUGACCAGACUGCGGUCCGUUGUGCUCAGUAGUAACAGGUUCAAGUAUUUCCCUGAUGUUCUGUAUCAGGUAGUUUCCCUGGAGACGGUGUUGCUCAGUGACAAUCAGGUGGGCGGGAUAGACCCUUGCCGUUUAAGGCAACUGGUCAAUCUCUCAACUCUGGAUCUCUCAAACAAUGACCUGCUAAACAUACCUCCUGAGCUGGGACUGUGUACCAACCUAAGGUGUCUUAGUCUACAAGGGAACCCCUUCCGGGCUCCAAGAGCAGCCAUCGUUGCCAAGGGAACAGAUGCUGUGUUGGAAUAUUUGCGCAGCCGCAUUCCCACAUAACCCUUCUCCUCACGUGACCCGUGAGCUGCCACUGCUCCAAGAUCCGUCAUCAGAACAAAUGGAUGGCGACAUCCUUAUCAAGGAAAUCAGCAGUGAAGGACCAGCGCUGAGAACAAAACUGUUGUUGUCACCUACUGUUGUUGGUCCAACAUUCAAUAAACAUGCCAAAUCCCAGAGGACAACGCACACAAUGUGAAACUGCCACCCGCAGCAGCCGGUUUGUUCUGACACAAUCUUACACACCAGGCUGCUUCAGUAAGUUCAUCAAAAACCCGAGGCAACAGUCUCCUGCUCAAACCUGACUCAAUAUGUUUGCAAAGAAAUGUUGAUUUUCAUCAGCUUGACAUGUUAUAACUGAUUUUCAUCACAGCUUGACAUGUUAUAACUGGGAAAUAAAAAUGUUGGGUUUUCAUCACAGCUUGACAUGUGAUAACUGGGAAAUAAAAAUGUUGGUUUUCAUCACAUAGCUUGAGAUGUUAUAACUGAUUUUCAUCACAGCUUGAGAUGUUAUUAACUGAUUUUCAUCACAGCUUGACAUGUUAUAACCGGGAAAUAAAAAUGUUGGUUUUCAUCACAGCUUGACAUGUUAUAACUGGGAAAUAAAAAUGUUGGU
This is a messenger RNA of Lampris incognitus (smalleye Pacific opah), 2849 nucleotides long. It is a transcript of the gene lrrc40, whose product is annotated as leucine rich repeat containing 40. Lineage: Eukaryota; Metazoa; Chordata; Actinopteri; Lampriformes; Lampridae. The record is from RefSeq and is a predicted model, not a curated record. Bases 323 to 2236 code for a protein of 637 amino acids. The transcript has 16 exons. Gene Ontology annotation, molecular function: protein binding.